CGAGCCGCGACCCGAACAAACACAUACCUCCGUACUGCCCCAGACUUCCCCAUACCCACCGUACCAAACACUCAAACAUCCAGCCUGAUACACCUUGCACCGUUCGCACCUUCCACGUAUACCUACCGCUCCAUCAGUCAAUAACCGAGCCGAUCCCGAUACUCCUUGCGCUGAGCCGCCUCACACGAUCACAAUGUCCGAGCAACUCACAACGAAGCAAGUCGCCGAGCACAACACAGUCGAGAAGGGGCUGUACAUUAUUGUGGACAAGGAUGUGUACAAGCUGGAUAGCUUUGUAGACGAGCACCCUGGUGGCGCGAAGAUCUUGAAGAGAGUGGGUGGAAAGGAUGCGAGCAAGCAGUUCUGGAAGUACCACAACGAGAGCGUCCUCAAGAAGUACGGACCGAAGCUGAAGGUUGGCACAGUCAAGGAGGAGGCAAAGUUAUGA
Messenger RNA from Macroventuria anomochaeta, 448 nucleotides. Its product is annotated as cytochrome b5. The transcript has 2 exons. Bases 194 to 448 code for a protein of 84 amino acids. Gene Ontology annotation, molecular function: heme binding. The record is from RefSeq and is a predicted model, not a curated record. Gene Ontology annotation, cellular component: intracellular membrane-bounded organelle; membrane. Lineage: Eukaryota; Fungi; Ascomycota; Dothideomycetes; Pleosporales; Didymellaceae.